AUGUCAAAGGUUAUGCGCAGCGUGAAAAACGUGACCAAGGGUUACUCUCAUGCCCAGGUCAAGGUCCGAGAUGCGACGAGCAAUGACCCAUGGGGUCCGACAGGCACGCAGAUGAGCGAGAUUGCUCAAAUGACCUUCAACACGUCCAACGAGUUUUACGACAUAAUGGAUAUGCUUGAUAAGAGACUUAAUGACAAAGGAAAGAAUUGGCGUCACGUUCUCAAGGCGUUGAAGGUUCUCGACUACUGUCUGCACGAAGGCUCUGAGCUAGUUGUCACAUGGGCGCGCCAGAGUAUCUACAUCAUCAAGACGCUGCGAGAGUUCCAGUACAUCGACGAGGAAGGCCGUGAUGUCGGACAGAAUGUUCGUGUCGCGGCAAAGGAAUUGACCGCGCUUAUCCUUAAUGACGAGCGAUUGCGAGCGGAGCGAAGCGACCGGAAGUCCUGGAAGUCGCGCGUCAUGGGUCUCGAUUCAGAUUUCGGCCCGCAGUACGCCGAGCAGUCUCAGCGACGUCAGCCUCGAUCAGAACGGAGAGCUCAAAAUGAGGAAGACGACACCGAGUAUCGCCUUGCUAUUGAAGCCAGCAAAUACCAGGAGGAGGAGGACAGGAAACGAAGGCAGAAUCGCUCCAGUGGUGAAAAUGAUGACGAUCUCGCAAAAGCCAUCAAAUUGAGCCAAGAGGAGGAGGAGAGAAGACGCCGUGAGCUAGAAGAUUCUAACGCCGCUUCUCUAUUUGACGAUGACACUCCCGCAACCUCGCAACCACAGCACACCGGAUUCAACCAGGGAUACCAACAAGGCAACGCUGUGGAUUUCUGGGCCAACCCAAUUGAUCAACAGGCUGCGCAGCUUCCACAGCAGACAGGUUAUCUAGGAAACGCGUAUACCGGAUACCAGCAACCGCAGCAGCAGCAGCAGCCGCAGCAAACUGGCUGGCAGCCAAACUACAACGUGGCUUUCGGUCUUGAUACCUUCCUCCCGGUGCCAGCAGGUAACCUUGCUCAGCAGCAGCAGCAGCAGCAGCAGCAGCAGCAACAACAGCAAUUCCUACAGCAGCAGCAGUUUGCCCAGCAACAACACUUGCAGCCUACUCAGGCGCUGGACUUGGCCGUUCAGCCUGGAAGCAACAAUCCUUGGGCAACCAAUAAUCAGCUGCAGCACCAGUCUAUUCAGCCCACACCGACCGGUUCCAACAACCCCUUUGCUCAGAACAGGCCGCAAUCAGCAAGACCUGCGACGUCUUCUCUUAGCCCUCUGCCAGAGCAAAAGACUCUGUCUAACUUCAACCAGCCCCAAAUCCAGCUGCAGCAGCAGAAGCCUGCCUUUGGCCAGCCCCAGAGAGAACUCAGCGAGCACGAGAUGAAGCUGAACGCUUUGCUUGCCUCUGGAGACGGCAUGGACACAUACGGAAACACGGGAGAUUUGCGAAUCCCUUCUCAGCACACUGCUCCAGGAACGUUUAUCAACAGCGCUGGAGCCGGUCUUGGUCGCCUUAACCCAGAAGCUACCGGCAACAACCCUUUCCUACGACAGCAGUUCACAGGCCUUCCGAGCAUCACCUACGGUGGCCAA
Messenger RNA from Trichoderma virens Gv29-8, 1572 nucleotides. RefSeq lists its product as uncharacterized. The record is from RefSeq and is a predicted model, not a curated record. Gene Ontology annotation, cellular component: clathrin vesicle coat; endosome; plasma membrane. The annotation marks the transcript as partial. Gene Ontology annotation, biological process: actin filament organization; endocytosis. The transcript is spliced from 4 exons. NCBI's taxonomy places the organism in Eukaryota, Fungi, Ascomycota, Sordariomycetes, Hypocreales, Hypocreaceae. Gene Ontology annotation, molecular function: phospholipid binding; clathrin binding.